CAUCUGUACGCCACGUGUCGUAUGGGUGGCCUUACACUCGACUCUCCUCUCUCUCUCUCCCGCUUUGCCAAUCAUCCAAACGAACCUCAGGUCUCUGUUCCACUUCCUCCUUUCCCUCUCACUCAAUCCAGGAAGCAGCAGAAGCAGCUGCUAUAAACCCAAUUCAAUUUCUCCUUCGCCACUCUCCCUCAUAGACGCGACAGUAUUGACUUCUCUCCCGCUGUCUAUCCUUGUUCCACCCUCGAGCUUUCUAUCUUCUGGCUAUGGCGGUGGCAGAGCUUACAUCCCCUGCUGCUUCCUUUGCCCACAAUUACAACAACGCCAACCGUCUCCGCUCUUCCCAGCUCUACGCCCCUUCAUCCUCCUGUCUUUCCUCUGAUCAUUUCCGAUCCAGAUAUCGGUCCACAGUCCUCCCCAGAAUCACCUGCUCUGUAAAUCAAGUUCAAAAUUCGGCUCCGGUUCAGGUGGAAGCGCCAAAGGACAAGGCUGAAUGUUACGGCGUUUUCUGCUUAACCUAUGAUCUCAAGGCUGAAGAAGAGACUAAAACAUGGAAAAAGUUGAUUAAUAUAGCCGUCUCUGGUGCGGCUGGGAUGAUAUCCAAUCAUCUUCUCUUUAAAGUAAGUAGUAAUCGCCUUCUUCAUGUUCAUGAACUGCUUCUUGCAUUGUCAGUCUAGGUUAAUGUGGCUCCCCAAAAUGAUGUUACUUUUGGCCUUGUAAAACUUGCACCUAGAUGGUUUUGUUGUUUGAAUUGGAAGCUUUGUUUAUAAUGAUGGGAAGCUCAUAGGGGCUUGCAUCUGGUGAGGUCUUUGGACCCGAUCAACCAAUCGCAUUGCGACUCUUGGGCUCUGAAAGGUCAAUCCAAGCUCUUGAAGGUGUCGCAAUGGAGCUUGAGGACUCCUUGUUUCCUUUGUUGAGGGAGGUCAACAUCGGGAUAGAUGCAUACGAGGUUUUCCAAGAUGCAGAAUGGGCUCUUUUGAUUGGAGCAAAGCCCCGAGGACCCGGGAUAGAACGAGCUGACUUGCUAGAUAUCAAUGGCCAGAUAUUUGCUGAGCAGGGUAAGGCUCUAAAUGCUGUUGCCUCCCCGAACGUCAAGGUGAUGGUAGUUGGCAACCCAUGUAAUACCAAUGCUCUGAUUUGUUUGAAAAAUGCUCCAAAAAUACCUGCGAAAAAUUUCCAUGCUUUGACUAGGUUAGAUGAGAACAGGGCGAAGUGCCAGCUUGCCCUAAAAGCAGGUGUCUUUUAUGACAAAGUGUCAAAUGUGACGAUAUGGGGAAACCAUUCCACAACUCAGGUUCCAGACUUCUUAAAUGCUAAAAUCGACGGAAUGCCUGUCAAGGAAGUUAUCAAAGAUGACAAGUGGCUCGAACAUGAAUUCACUGAGAAGGUCCAGAAGAGAGGUGGAGCACUGAUUCAGAAGUGGGGGCGGUCAUCAGCUGCAUCAACGGCUGUUUCAAUUGUCGAUGCCAUAAAAUCUCUCGUGACUCCUACUCCCGAGGGUGAUUGGUUUUCUUCCGGAGUAAGUUCUGCCUUUUUGAUUGCUGCCAAUUUAAACAGCGGGAACUUGUUCCUCAGUUGUCUUGGUGAAGGUGGGGAGAAAUGGUUAUCUCACCAUUUCACUAUGUACACUGCAGGUUUACACAAGUGGAAAUCCUUAUGGUAUAGCAGAAGACAUAGUUUUCAGCAUGCCAUGCAGAUCAAAGGGAGAUGGUGAUUAUGAACUUGUCAAGGAAAUACAGUUCGAUGACUACCUUCGCAGUAGAAUCGCUAAGACUGAGGCUGAACUGUUAGCUGAGAAGAGGUGUGUCGCACACCUUACGGGAGAGGGAAUUGCUUACUGUGACCUUCCAGAGGACACAAUGCUUCCUGGAGAGAUGUAAAAUGGCACCACCAGAGCCUCUUGACCUGUAGAAUUCUUAUGAUAUCACAAUGACACUGCUGUUGUAUUGCCGUGGUAGAUAGUGUAAUUAGUUUACACUGUAGAAAAAAAUUGUAAGUUGUAAGUCUCUAGUAUGGUUAUUGACUUACUGGAUUACACAUUGAGCAUUCCUAUUAUGAGAUUUCACGAGAACAAAGUAAGAUUACUGUCCACUGUAACUGGUUAGGAUUCCUGAUCAUAAUUGAUCGAGACAUAUCUGGUAUACUUGUUUACAAUUUGUUAGCUGCAGAAUGAGACAGAAUCGAGGUGGUGAACAUUUCUUUCUUCUGA
Molecule: messenger RNA, 2206 nt
Organism: Linum tenue
Lineage: Eukaryota; Viridiplantae; Streptophyta; Magnoliopsida; Malpighiales; Linaceae
Source: the annotation of a GenBank genome assembly